Messenger RNA from Perkinsus marinus ATCC 50983, 672 nucleotides. RefSeq names its product antigen, putative. NCBI's taxonomy places the organism in Eukaryota, Perkinsozoa, Perkinsida, Perkinsidae. The transcript is spliced from 8 exons. The record is from RefSeq and is a predicted model, not a curated record. The coding region runs from base 1 to 672 and encodes 223 amino acids.
AUGCAGGGUAGGAUCAACAAAGUAGUGAAUAUGAAGCCCGAUGAGAUACUAGCUCUUAUGGAGGAGGCUGCUGGGACGAAGCUGUAUGAUCUUAAGAGGGCUCAGGCUGAGAAGAAGAUUGCCAAUAAGGAGGCUAGGGCAGCGGAGAUAGAGCGGACACUACGAGAGGAGUUCGAGCCGAGGUUGGCGCAGUUGCAGAAGGAGAGUGAGAACUAUGAUCGAUGGGCUAAGGCGAGCGCCGAGAUCGGUCGACUUGGGAGAUUUGUGGUAGCGUGGGAGUUCUAUGAGAUGACUAGUCAGAAGAGGGACUACGAGGAAAGGAUAGGAGAGAUGCAAGUGGCAUUACGUGGAAAGCAGGAGGAAGUCCUUGAGCGUGACAACGACAUUGAGGAGACGCAGGAGGAGAUUGAGGAGUGCAAGAAAAAGAAGGCAAGGAUUGACCAGCAACAGGAGGGAGAAUUCGCGCGGAUCAAUGAGCAGGCGAAGGAGGCGAAUCGUGGUGUGGUGAGAGCCCAGGUUAUGGUCGAGAACAAAGAGAAGGAUUUGAAGUCUGAGGAGGAGCGACUGAAGGACGUAGAGAAGCAGCUGGUUGGGAAACGAAAAGAGUUGGAGGAAGCGCAGAAGUGUUAUGAAAGGGAGGAAGUGAAACAACAGAAAAUGAUGAAAGAGUAA